Messenger RNA from Mugil cephalus (flathead mullet), 1075 nucleotides. It is a transcript of the gene atoh1c, whose product is annotated as atonal bHLH transcription factor 1c. Gene Ontology annotation, molecular function: protein dimerization activity. The coding region runs from base 270 to 932 and encodes 220 amino acids. The record is from RefSeq and is a predicted model, not a curated record. NCBI's taxonomy places the organism in Eukaryota, Metazoa, Chordata, Actinopteri, Mugiliformes, Mugilidae. The transcript has a single exon.
AAAGCUGAAUAAAUUAAAUAAACCAGAAUAAAGCUGAAUAAAUUUAAUAAACCAGAAUAAAACUGAACAGAGAAAUUAAAGUGAAUUAAAUCCGUCUCUCACACACAAGAAAAAGAAAAACUCUGACAGCUGAUCAGAGGCUCGUGGAUGAGUGACCAUGUGAUUAGUUUCCUUUUAGUUUUUAAUCUGUGUGGAUGUUUUCAGCCUCUCCUCCUCCUCCUCCUCGGAGCACUCAGACGCGUCUAAUCCUCUUUUGAUGAACUUGGUUAAUGGACCCCUGCCGAGGCUCUUGGCUUCUGUUCAUUAAGCAGCACACGACCCCGUCCACGCCCCCGGAGCACGCCCUGCGCGCCCCCGCGGCUCCGCAGUGCAUAAAGAGAUGGAGGAGCGGGACCGAGCACCGACGGCUCCGGUUCCGGCUCCGAGGAAGAGGAGCGAUGCCUCCGCGUAAAAGUCUCUUUGCGUCGUUCAUCUCCGUGGACCCGGAGGGCGGAGGCGGCCCCGGGGCCCCGGCGGGCCUCCACGCUGACUUCCACGCGCUGCUCCGAGCGCAGGAGGAUCGACACGGGCCCGAGGCGCCGUGCGCCAUCGUGGAGCUCCGGCUGAGUCCCGGUGGGGGCGGCGGCGCGCUGCGCUACCUGCAGCCGGACAAGUGCGCUCUGGAGCGGGCGCAGAGGCGGCGGCGCCUCGCUGCCAACGCCCGGGAGAGGAGGAGGAUGCUGGGGCUGAACGUGGCCUUCGACCGGCUCCGGAGCGUCAUCCCGAACCUGGAGAGCGACAGGAAGCUGUCCAAGUCCGAGACCCUGCAGAUGGCCCAGAUCUACAUCAGCACCCUGAGCGAGCUGCUCCAGGACCAAGCCUGCGGACCAGCGAGGCCCCCCGGAGCCACGGCCACGCCGCCGGGGGACAUUCACCCCGAGGAGGACACGUAGAGGACACGUAGAGGACACGUAGAGGACCGGAGGGACCUGUAAAUCUGUCUCACUCAUUUCAAUUAACGACACAAACCUGUUGUGUACAUGUUUCUACAAAUUAUAAAUAAUAAUAAUAAAAUCUAUUUUUCUGAAACCUGUCA